Molecule: messenger RNA, 4570 nt
Organism: Triplophysa rosa
Lineage: Eukaryota; Metazoa; Chordata; Actinopteri; Cypriniformes; Nemacheilidae
Gene: tbl1xr1b
Product: TBL1X/Y related 1b
Exons: 16
Coding region: 383-1903 (506 amino acids)
Biological process (GO): regulation of transcription by RNA polymerase II
Cellular component (GO): histone deacetylase complex
Molecular function (GO): protein binding; transcription corepressor activity
Source: RefSeq, a predicted model, not a curated record
AGUCUCUGCCCUACUGCUAGUCUGAGGCCGUCGGCUUCCUCUGAAGCACUUGGCUGUCCAUAAACUGCUAAAUGUCUAGUCUAUUUUUCCACAUUUUGUGCAGAUAACAGGAACAUAUACAUUGUUCAAGGACAGAGGGAUAAUUGCGGAUUGGAAAAACCGAGCAACACCCUUCUGUCGGACUUACAUCGACGCUGUGGCACGUUUGUUCAGUACAUUAGCACCAGAAGCUAGCGGUUGAUCAGUGGAGGCAACGGUGCUCCGGCGGCCCGAGCUGAUUUAACUGUGUUCCACAUGGACGGCAAGAGUGUGAGCAUCUAGUCGACACUUGGUCUCAUGGCUCCACUCUCGCCUUGACCUCUUGGUUUAACCAGGAUCCAAAAUGAGCAUUAGCAGUGAUGAGGUCAAUUUCCUGGUGUACAGAUACCUGCAGGAGUCAGGCUUCUCCCACUCAGCAUUUACCUUUGGCAUAGAGAGCCACAUAAGCCAGUCUAACAUCAACGGAGCUCUGGUGCCCCCUGCUGCUCUCAUCUCCGUCAUCCAGAAGGGCCUGCAGUAUGUGGAGGCUGAAGUCAGCAUCAAUGAGGACGGUACCCUGUUUGACGGACGGCCUAUCGAGUCUCUGUCCUUGAUUGACGCUGUGAUGCCAGAUGUGGUGCAGACGAGGCAGCAGGUGUAUAAAGAUAAGCUGGCUCAGCAGCAGGCUGCCGCCUCCAGCGCCUCAGCUCCCAAGAAUGGAGAGAACACGGCUAAUGGAGAGGAGAACGGCGCGCACACGCUGUCCAAUCACCAUUCAGACAUGAUGGAGGUGGACAGGGUGGUGGAGAUCCCAGCCAGUAAAGCCAUGGUGCUGCGGGGCCACGAGUCUGAGGUCUUCAUCUGUGCUUGGAACCCUGUCAGUGAUCUGCUGGCCUCUGGUUCUGGAGACUCAACCGCUCGGAUCUGGAACCUGAGCGAGAGCAGCGCAGGAGGAUCCACUCAGCUGGUUCUGCGGCACUGUAUCCGGGAAGGGGGGCAGGAUGUGCCCAGUAACAAAGACGUCACCUCACUGGACUGGAAUAGUGAAGGUACACUUCUAGCCACAGGAUCCUAUGAUGGCUUUGCCCGAAUAUGGACUAAAGAUGGUAAUCUCGCCAGUACACUGGGGCAGCACAAGGGUCCUAUAUUUGCUUUAAAGUGGAACAAGAAAGGAAACUUUAUACUCAGUGCUGGUGUUGACAAGACCACCAUCAUUUGGGAUGCACACACAGGAGAAGCCAAACAGCAAUUUCCAUUCCAUUCAGCUCCAGCUCUGGAUGUGGACUGGCAAAGCAACAACACGUUUGCCUCCUGCAGCACAGACAUGUGUAUUCAUGUGUGUAAACUGGGCCAAGACCGACCAGUCAAGACAUUCCAGGGCCACACAAACGAAGUCAAUGCAAUCAAAUGGGAUCCAACAGGGAAUCUCCUGGCGUCCUGCUCUGAUGACAUGACGCUAAAGCUUUGGAGCAUGAAACAGGACACUUGUGUUCAUGACCUACAAGCCCACAGUAAGGAGAUCUACACCAUCAAAUGGAGCCCUACUGGACCUGGAACCAACAACCCCAACGCCAACCUCAUGCUGGCUAGUGCAUCGUUCGACUCAACGGUGCGUCUGUGGGACGCAGAGCGUGGUGCCUGCAUCCACACGCUGACCAAACACCAGGAGCCCGUCUACAGUGUGGCCUUCAGCCCAGACGGACGACACCUGGCAAGUGGUUCCUUCGACAAGUGCGUCCACAUCUGGAACACGCAGAGCGGUGCUUUAGUCAACAGCUACAGAGGGACAGGGGGCAUUUUUGAAGUAUGCUGGAACUCCACUGGGGACAAAGUGGGUGCAAGCGCAUCAGAUGGCUCGGUUUGUGUAUUAGACCUAAGGAAAUGAUGUUGCCAUUGGGAAGCCAUGGACCGACUACGAAUGUGUGCAUAGCCAAAUUUAUCGACUGUCCCUGGCCUAUUAUUCACUGCUGUAGUCCUCGUGGGAGAUCCCAGACCACAGCCUGGACUAACAGUCUGUCAACCCCAUCAUAACACACAGCCUCCCAGAGUGGAACCAUGAUGCUUACAACACGAAAUCAGUGCGAUCAAGGACUGUUAUAUACAGACAUGCUUAACCCCACACACACAGCAUCCUUCGUUCCCACGAUCAUCAUUCCAGACGCCGGAGGUCUGAGGUCCACGCUGCCGUCGUGUGCAUAUUGUACACGUUUAGCGCUCCAUGGACGGUUUUUAUAUUUCGUUAGGUGUCAUUUGCAUGAGCUAAAGAGAUGUGCUGUUCAACAUGGCGAGUACAUGGUCGUAUGACAUUGACAAUUCAGAGUAUUGGCACUGUAUGUUUGUUUAGUGGCUCUGAGACUUUUUGGAACUGUUCUUUAAAAGAAAAAUGCUCAAGGAUUUUUUUGCCAAAUUUUGAGAGAUAAUUUGAUUCUCUUUUUUUUUAAUACAGAGGAAUAACAAAGUACAGAAAGCCUAUUAAAUUACGUAGAUAUAUUUUCUAAAAUGAAUGCCCUGUGUUAUUUUGUACAACCUAUGCAACUUUAUGGUAAGACAAAACUGAACGUUCAGUGCAUGAAUGGGUGAAACACGUUCAUUGGGUUAUUAAGUCUACGGGCUCCAUUGGUUAAGCGUGGACAUUGAAACGGUGAUAGGCCCACCCUAAAAUCGUAACGGCACAUUUACCAUUACAGAAACGAUAGCUAGUUGUGGUUCCUUUUUUUAGGUGGAUUAGGGUGGGUAUGCCAUAAUCCUCACACCAUCCUCAUGAGAUGUGUAGAAUGCUUAACAUGGAAAGUUUAACUUGACUCUUUUAAUUUAACAUGAUCACAAAUGUUUCUGCUCCUUCGAGAAAGACCUUGUAGAACAUGCUACAGCUUUCUCUACUUAAUUAUUCUUUCUUUAUAGCUUCAUCUGUCAUUUUCUGCUUUUCUAUAGUGGUCUACGCUCCAAAUGAUCAUUCAGUCUGAUCAGUACUGCAGUGAAUUGGUAUACGUGUGACUGUAACAACCUUGAUCUUUAUGGCUUCAUGUGAGUUGAGAAACUAAUGCAGCAUAGAGUGACAGAAUCAUGGGACUGUUCAGUUUUCAUUCAGUCAUGGCACGGAAGUGGACAACCCAUUUGAAAGUCCAAAGUCAGGUCAUGGUGGUGUUGCUUUGGCUUGUGUAUCUCUCUAUUUUUGUGUUCUGUUUUGUCUUUUUGAAAAAUGACAUUAUUAUUGCUCAGUGAAUGUGAAGGUAUGGAUGUAAAUGCACAGACUGACAUGGAUAAACUUUUGUUUCCACAGGAAUUUUCUUUUAAAUGCUACUGUUCUAAAAGGAUGGAUUUUAAAGUAAACUUUCGGUUAAUGUUUUGGAUUUAUCUCAAGCCUGGUUUCUUCAGGGUACGUUGGUUAAGUGUUCCGUUUAGCUGUCACGUGUCUUUAUAAAAUACCAUUAGACGGUCAUAGUGUUUUCCAAUACAUUCGUAUCACCUACACAGACAUACUCCCAUCAAAUACAAUGAGCACUUAAAACAUUUGUAUCUUUUGAACUGAAAUUAAUUACUUUGAGUGGUAUUAAACAUUUACUUGAAAAUUAACCAGAUUAUCUAGAAAUUGUAGAGGACAAGGUGACUGGUUUCAACUAAUGUAACUUUGUUUUUUGUAAAAAAAAUAAAGCCCAGAAUGCUUACAAAUGCCCUUCUCUCCCAAUGGAUAAAUUAAAAUGUAUUUUUUCGCUUUUUUUUUAAGGAGACAAGAAUGUUAAAACUUGUUUCAAUACAACCAACGAGCAGCUUGUAGGCUAUUUAUCAUAUUGUCUAUGACAGUGGAAUGGUAUUUUAUAAUGUUUUAACUUGAAUUGAUGUGAACAGAUGACUUUACAGUGUGCGGUGAGAGCAUUUGUUUCUUUUGGUUCGAAUGCCCAGCACUCUAUGGCCCUUUGAAAUUUUGUACUUUAAAAUCUUUUGUAAUUCUACAUUGUUAUGAGCUCUAAGCAACAGUACGUACAUGGCCAUAUUGAAACAUCUUGGACCAUUUAAGUACUUUCUCAGUGAUCGUCUCACUUAGGUACUUUACUAUACUUUAACUUGCUAUAUGGUUUAGUUUGGUUCUUCUCCUGUUUCGCUCAUUCUCUAGCAGAAAUCAUUACUGGGAUGUUGAUUUGUCUAUUGUGAUUUGAGUCCAAUCGAAUGAAAAGUUCAGAAUAAAAUAUAUUUUGAUAAUAUUGUUGGCUUGCUGCUGGCAUGUCUUCAUAUUUCUAAUGCAGAAACAAUGCCCCGUGUGGCAUCAAGUGUGUGACACUGACUUUUGGUGAGACAUACCAACCCACAUCACAACUGAGUACUGAAAAACCAUUUAACGCACAUCAGGAUGGUGAGUACGAUGCUUCUAAAACCUCCAGUAUUUUGUUUUAUACAAUGUAAUAAAUAAUGCUAUACUUUUUACUUUCCCCGUUUUUCAAGGGAGAAAGAUCACAUAAGCAGUCCAAUUAGUCUUUCUAAAUGAAUUGUAAUAUGGUUGCCACCUUGUGUGCACACCCUUCAUCUAAGUCAACUGUAUGAUUGUAACAUUUUUAAU